Molecule: messenger RNA, 372 nt
Organism: Hydractinia symbiolongicarpus
Lineage: Eukaryota; Metazoa; Cnidaria; Hydrozoa; Anthoathecata; Hydractiniidae
Product: sperm motility kinase 1-like
Exons: 2
Coding region: 1-372 (123 amino acids)
Biological process (GO): protein phosphorylation
Molecular function (GO): protein kinase activity; ATP binding
Source: RefSeq, a predicted model, not a curated record
AUGGAGAUUCUCCACGAAGCACGACUGCUACAGUUUGUUGGGAAUCAUCCCAAUAUUGUACAGGUCUUUGGUAUUGUACACGCCAAAGGAAAAUUUCAUUCUGUGCUUAGCUGUGAAGGGGAUAGCAGCAUAAAAAUUUUGCUGAAGCGGAAGGUAAUAUUUCCCACAGAAGACAUAAUGAAACAAAUGAUUAUUGGGCUAGCUAAAGCACUCUCUUUUUUAUUUGAUAAAGGAGUGUUACACAACAACAUAAUUCCUAAAAAUGUCAUGGUGAAAGGUAGUGACUUCACUCCGGUCAUUAUCGGGUUUUCAUUCGCAUGUCGAGUGUCUUGUGCGAAAUCUAACGUUAAAGACGUUUCAAAAAGAACUUAA